UCAGUGUUAGUUAACGCUUAAAAAUGGCAGCUGUGCAGCUUAACGAGGCGCAAUUCUGGCAGUCCAUAGCAAUAUUAAUAAGAAACUAUCAUGCCUUGAAUAAAAAAAUAUUCGAGGUGCUUAUAACAGAAGUGCAAAAACUGCAGCUGGGGAAACUCUAUGAGUCCAAUGAAGCUGAGCUGGAACAACAGCUGUUGCAAAGCAAUGGCAAUGCGAGAACCUACGAGGGUUUUAGGAUUAGCUAUAAAAUGUUGACCAAAAAGCUGUCCUCAAAUAUUUUGGCCAAUGGAAUUGUGGAUUUUAGCAAGCAGAGCUAUGAAUGCCAUUUCGUGGCGGACUCGGAAUUCGAUGACUUCGUCGUGCAACUAAUCGAUGGACAACUGAAAGCGGAGCCGCUGGCAAAGCAUCCAGGCGAAGAGUGUGAGCAAGCCGCACGCUGGGCGCACUUUGUGUUGAAGCCAAAGCUGUGCAGCUGGGCACAGAGCCGGUCAGACAAAAAUGUGCAGAAAUCGCUAAGACUAUUGGAUGUGGAAAUGUACUGCGAGCUCUACAAAAAGUUGAAACAGAAGCAUGCGCAACGUCUGCUGCAAUACUGGCAGACGGCGAAUGAAUCGACGGAUCCGUUAAAGUUCAUUUACGAGGAUUUAGCUAUUGCUGCUUACCUAAUCACGCUUUGGGACUGCACGCAAUCGCAGCCGACAGCAUUCGCUGACCUCGGCUGUGGGAAUGGCCUACUGGUCCAUGUGCUCAAUGCGGAAGGGUAUGAAGGCUAUGGUUACGAUGUGCGGCGGCGUAAACUGUGGUCCCUCUAUCCGGAGCCAACGAGUUCUCAUCUAAUUGAACAAACUGUGGAGCCGAACAGUUUUCAGCUAAAUCAUCCAGACAUUGACUGGCUCAUUGGGAACCACUCUGACGAACUGUCACCCUGGCUGCCCGUCUUGGCGGCUCGACUGAAAACCAGUUUUUUCUUACUGCCCUGCUGUCCGUUUGAGCUAUCCGGCGCCAAGUUCCAGCGGCGCAAUACUAGCAUCAGCGCCUAUCAGGAUUUUUUGCUCUACGCACACCAAUUGUCCGAUCUAUGUGGCUUUGAAACUCAGCAGGAUCGCCUUAAAAUCCCAAGCACCAAGCGCUUGUCUUUGAUUGGCUUGAAGCAGACGGCGAAGCCUGUCCAGGAACUGGAAUUUUUAGUACAGCAAGAGCUACAAAAGCAUAGAGCGGGAAGCAUGGAUAAUUCGGUGAAGCUUCGCGAGAAAGCGGAGAGUGUGAGGAACUGCACUCAGGUGGAAAAGAGCAUAAUCGAUUCAUUAGUACUGAAGAUCUUUAACAUGUUGUUAUCCAAUGCUAAGACAACUAAUGGCAAUGAUGCGGGUAACAAAUGGCUGCCUGGACAGCAGCUGACAAUGCGUGAUAUAGCCCAAGGGCUGACCAAACCAGAGUUAACCGGUAUCAAGUCCGAAUGCGGCGGCAUUAAAACGCUACUGCGUAACAAGCACGAGGUUUUUGAGUUUUGCGGCGAUGAUCGCAUCGGCAUACGAAAGCCCAAAGCAGCUGCGGAGAAGACAGGAAAAUUGUUGACAAUCAAAAAACGACCCUGCUUCUUUAAGCUACACCAUCCACAGGGUUGUCCACUGGAGGACGGAGAGUGCUCUUUUAUACAUUAGUUGUGCAAAUAUAUAAGCUUAAAUCGACAUAAAAUUUAUGAAUAAUACAAAAAAAUACAUAUUUAUUUUGGGAUA
Messenger RNA from Drosophila mojavensis, 1736 nucleotides. Its product is annotated as probable tRNA (uracil-O(2)-)-methyltransferase. The transcript is spliced from 2 exons. The coding region runs from base 24 to 1661 and encodes 545 amino acids. Lineage: Eukaryota; Metazoa; Arthropoda; Insecta; Diptera; Drosophilidae. The record is from RefSeq and is a predicted model, not a curated record. Gene Ontology annotation, molecular function: tRNA (uridine) methyltransferase activity. Gene Ontology annotation, biological process: tRNA methylation.